This is a messenger RNA of Pseudopodoces humilis (Tibetan ground-tit), 5742 nucleotides long. RefSeq names its product collagen type VIII alpha 2 chain (gene COL8A2). Gene Ontology annotation, molecular function: protein binding. The record is from RefSeq and is a predicted model, not a curated record. NCBI's taxonomy places the organism in Eukaryota, Metazoa, Chordata, Aves, Passeriformes, Paridae.
CCGCCCGUGCCCGCAGCUCCGCUCCGCUCCGCCGAGGGGAGGUGAGGAGCCGUGGGAGCAGGAUGCUGCCAGACGUCGUGGCGCUGCUGCUGAUGCUGGGGACGAUGGUGAUAGUGCUGGGCCCUCGCUUGGCCACAGGCGGCGGCGUGGGGGGCUACACUCAAGUCAAGUACAUGCAGCCCAUGGUGAAGGGACCCCUGGGACCCCCGUUCCGUGAAGGCAAAGGGCAGUACCUGGACAUGCCGCCGCUGCUGCCCAUGGACCUCAAAGGCGAGCCAGGACCGCCAGGGAAGCCCGGCCCGCGUGGACCCCCCGGGCCUCCCGGCUACCCAGGAAAACCGGGCACGGGGAAGCCGGGAAUGCACGGCCAGCCUGGGCCCGCUGGGCCCCCUGGCUUCUCGGGCAUUGGGAAACCCGGCAUCCCAGGACUCCCCGGAAAGGCUGGUAUGAAAGGGAUGCCCGGAGCCAAGGGCGAGCCUGGCAUGCGUGGGGAGCAAGGGCCGAGGGGACUUCCUGGCCCGCCGGGGCUGCCCGGGCCAGCCGGCCUCUCUGUCAAUGGGAAGCCGGGUCCCCAGGGCGGCCCCGGCCUGCCCGGGUUUCGGGGAGAGCCUGGCCCGAAAGGAGAGCCGGGUCCCCGCGGAGAACGAGGGAUGAAGGGUGAGAACGGCGUGGGGAAGCCAGGCUUACCGGGGCCCCGGGGGAACGGGGGCCCUCCCGGCCCCGCGGGGCCCCCGGGGCCCGCCGGCGUUGGGAAGCCUGGCCUCGAUGGGCUGCCGGGCGCACCCGGGGACAAGGGCGACAUGGGGCCCCCGGGCGGGCCGGGUGUCACCGGGGAGCCCGGCCCUGUGGGGCCGCGAGGACCCCCCGGGAUCGAUGGGAUCGGUGUCCCGGGCGUCGCGGGGGUGCCGGGAAUACAGGGCCCCAUGGGACCGAAGGGAGAGCCCGGGAUCCGCGGCCUCCCUGGCCUGCCAGGCCCCACGGGCUAUGGGAAGCCAGGCAUGCCCGGGCUGAAAGGAGACCGCGGGCAGCCCGGGGCACAGGGAGCCAUCGGCGAUAAGGGGGAGCCCGGCGUUGGUGGGGAGCCGGGCGAACCAGGCCCUGCCGGCAUCAUCGGCCCGCCGGGCCCGCCGGGGUCUAUGGGGCUGCCGGGCAAGCACGGGCUGCCCGGCCCCAAGGGGGACGUGGGGCCGAGCGGGCCCCCGGGAAUGCCGGGGAUGCGUGGAGACCAGGGCCCGAACGGCUUCGCGGGGAAGCCGGGGAUGCCGGGAGAAAGGGGCCUGCCCGGGUCACUGGGACCUCCCGGCCCAACGGGCCCCAAAGGUGAACCAGGGUUCAUCGGCCUUCCCGGGGUGCCUGGGUUGACGGGUGGCCCCGGGCCCAAAGGGGACGGUGGGAUCCCGGGGCAGCCGGGGCUGAGGGGCCCCUCCGGCAUCCCGGGAUUGCAAGGACCUGCUGGUCCCAUGGGGCCUCAGGGGUUACCUGGCUUGAAAGGGGAGCCCGGUCUCCCUGGCAUUCCCGGCGAGGGGAAGACCGGCGAGCCUGGCAUGGCUGGACCUAUCGGUCCACCUGGAAUGCCGGGAACACCGGGGCUGAACGGGCCACCAGGCCCACCGGGGCCACCUGGGCCACCAGGAGCUCCCGGGGUGCUGGACGAGACGGGCAUCGCAGGGCUGCACCUGCCAGACGGUGGCGUGGAGGGAGCUGUGCUGGGCAACGGGAAGCCGGGCAAGCCUCAGUACGGCCGCGGAGAGCUUGCUGCCCGCAUCGCGCCAGCCUUCACUGCCAUCCUCACCUCCCCCUUCCCCGCAUCCGGCAUGCCUGUCAAGUUUGACCGGACCUUGUAUAAUGGACACAAUGGCUACAACCCAGUCACCGGGAUCUUCACCUGCCCCAUAUCUGGAAUCUACUACUUUGCCUACCACGUGCACGUCAAAGGGACCAACGUUUGGGUGGCCCUGUAUAAGAACAACGUGCCAGCCACCUACACCUAUGAUGAGUACAAAAAAGGGUACCUAGACCAGGCCUCGGGCAGUGCUGUGCUUGAACUCAAGGAGAAUGACCAGGUCUGGGUACAAAUGCCCUCGGACCAGGCCAAUGGGCUGUACUCCACGGAAUACAUCCACUCCUCCUUCUCUGGGUUCCUGCUCUGCCCCACAUAACGGCUGUUGGGCACUUUUCCUUUUCACCCACUUUAGCCAUAAACUGUCUUCUUUUUUUUUAUAAAAAAGUGUUUUAAAAUUAAUGCAAAAAAGAAAAAUCACUGGGAAGAACGCGCAAGACAUUGUCAUGAGACCUUGCUUCACGCUGUUUGAUCCAAGAGUCAAGAGGGUAAUUGGGAAGGAGACAUCUAUCCAUCUACCUUUCUUUUUUGGGGGGAGGGAGAAGGGAGGGAGGGGAGCAACUUCCUCAACAAAGCAUAUUUGGAAUAAAUACCCCAGUGACUGGACAUCAAACACAGGAACACGCUUGGGAUGGCAAGGAUCUGGCUCUGUGACCCAGAGAGGGUCAGCUGGAAGACCAGACAGACCCCUGUGGUCUGUAUCAAGUGCCCUCAUUUCCCAUUUGGAAUGCUAGAUAAAUAAAUCCUGCUGUGUCAUGGCUGGCAUGUUUGGUAACCAACGCAGGGUCCCGGGCACUUACACAGAUCCGUACAGCAGGGAUCCACGCUGGAUUGAGAAAUUUCCUUCCAAACCAUCAGAUGCCCAAGUUUCAGGCUCGCUGACACCUGUUUUUCCAGACUGUGCUUUGGGGCAGUCUCUCCAAUUCACUCCGGGUUCAGUAUGGUUGGAUUUAUAAUCCUAAAGAGUGGAACACUUUGCAUAAGCACCUUCUUCUAAGAAGUAAAUAUUAUUUUUAACCCUCCCCCCCAGCAUCUUUAGGAAUAAAAUCAUCCAGGCACUGGUACCUGGGAGGAUGCCACGACCGGUUGCAAAGGCAGUGAGGGAAGCUGGGACCCUCAUGAUGAACAACGAUCUGCUCUCUCCAUUCACCUGCUGGGAAGUCCAAGGGCUGGUCCUGUCCCGUCUGUCUCUGCAGCCCAAAGACUUGUUUGGCCUCAGGAGCAUCUCUGCUCACAUAAGGAUGGCACUGUGAGGCCAGCUCACGGUGCUGCCAGCUGGUGUGACAUAAGGAAGUGCCACCGAUGGACAACUUGCUUUUCUUGUCUCACUAUUUUGGGAUGUGUGAACUCUUGCAUUGGUGUCCCCCCUUUCUCUGGGGAUCUUGGAAUUAAGAAAAUAUAGUGCUAGUUCUAACUUUCCAAGCAGUGAUUUCACCAUGGUGCUAAGACUCAUUUAAGAACAUAAUUUACAAGUGUAGUGCAAUACGUACCUGUGACAGGGCACCAGCCCCGGGGCCACUCCGUGACUUAGGCUGCCUGUCGUUACCACUUUGUCUCUCUAAUGCUUGGAGCGUUACUGACCUGAGCAUGAGCUGCAGGGCUCUAGGCCAGGCAUGAUGACACUGCCCCACAUAGAUCUUGUGGCUCUGCAGGUUUUGUUACAGUAGAACAGUCACUGCCACUCCCAGGACAGGGAUGCUGCACAUCCCAGGCCAGGAGCAUGCUGCUGCAGUCAAUCCAUGUGCAUAUUCCACUGCAUGUCCCUCUGCAAAGGCACAUCCCUGAGAAACAGCAACAGUUUGGUCACCAGCUCUGACCUUUGCAUUUUCCUAAAGCCUGUCUGAUGGCCAAAGAAAUGUAGCAAGACUGGGACUGGGCUUGUUUCCAGAUGGACUCUGAGAUAUUUAAACAACUUUUCUUUUCCUAUUUCUGUUUUGCUUGUUUGUUUUCUCCUCAAGCCUGUCCUGUGUUUCUGUCUCUUGCCAUUCAGGCCUUCCUUUUAAAAACUCACCUAUCCCUGAAAUUAAGAAACACAAGAAGGAAAUUUGCAGUUGGAAGGCCAGUGCUCUGGGCACUGCCUGUUGGGACUGUGUGUCCCCUCCCUGUGAAUUUCUCUCCUUAAAGCUGCAAGUUUCAUGCAGAGAUGAAAUUCCUCAAGCUGAAAGGUGUCUGAUCCCACUGGAUGUUUUUAACUCCUGAGAGCAGGGUCAGGACCAUUUGGGUUGUGGUCCUAACAGGUUAUUUCCCAGCAGGAAGAGGAAUAGUCCCUAAAAUUAAAAGUGGAAGCUUAGAUGAUUUUUCCAAGCCCAGGUUUGGUAAGGGAGGGUUCUGGGAGGGGAUUUGUCUCCUUUUCUGUGGAGAACAGAGGGAUUUGAGCUGGUCCAACCUUGCACAGGGCCAGGAGCUGCCACGCCUGGUGGGAGCUUCAUGCUGCUCCUCAAAGCAACUUAUUUAUACUGUGCCUAAUCUACAGCCCAUCUCUUCUUGUUCUGUUCUGCUUCAUUCCAGACUUCUUGUUCGAGCUGGCAAAAAGCAACAACCAAACUUCUCACUGUAACCACCCCCAGAAUGAGUUUGUCCUGUAGAUACUGUUUUGUAAUUCCACUUUCCCUUCACGUGCAGAGCGAACCCAUAAUCACCCCUCACAGCUAUCUAACCUCUUACAUUUACAAACUAAUGGAAAGCAAAGAUAUUACACGCACAUAGUUAGGCUAAAAAAAAAAAAAAAAAAAAAUGCACAGGAUGAGGGAGGCUGUUCACUCUUCAGAAGGGUUUUUUUUCUGGAAUACUGAGUACAUAUUAGCCAGCAGAAAGGAUUAUUUUCUGUCGUGUGUGUGAGCGCAUGGGAUUUUGGUUUCAAUCACAAGAAUAAAAAAGGUUGGGUUGGAUGAGGUAUGUCUAUUUUUAAUGCUGAAAACUGCAUUAGUUGUGCAUUUUUAUAUACAAAUUCUUACUAUUUUUUUUAAAUUUGCCUCUAGUAUCUUCAUUUCUAACCUAGUAUAUAGAGGUUUUUAGUUUUGUAAAUACUUACUACAUGCACUGUCCUAGUAAAAGUUGGUUUAAAAUGCACUCUUUGUGACCCAAAACUGACCUGCUCUUCACAACUAAAACUGCAGUACUUGAUUGUAUUGACAAACAUCAAUAAAACUUACUGUAUAGAGGGUGGGUUCAGCUGUGCUUUGUCCUGGGACUUACUCUGUCUCAUACAGUUCUCUUACACUGUAUUCCCACCUCAAAUCAUCUCGCUCAUUCCCAGCACAUUCCCUAAUUAACAGCCUUAUGCAAAACAUUAUUGCAUGCUUCUUGUGAUUAAGACUCCAGAAAUUCAGUUUUAGAAAAGGUUGAAAUCCAUAUCCUUACAGCUGGUGAUUUUUAAUUUGAGUGACUCAAGUUGAAGUCUUAGGAAUUCCCUUUCCAUGUGUUUUUUUUCUCAUGAUUUUUUUUAUCCUACAUCACUCACCUUGUGCACAGCCAGCCUCCAUCCUGAGUGAGUCAGGAACACUCAGGACUGGUGACUUACCUGUAAAGCACCUUCACAAGCGCACAGUCCAAAGAGAAUUUUCCCACCUGAUCUCAGCUGGCAGAGGCAAAACUUUUCCAGGGAAGCUUGGCUGACACACAGGCACCUUCAAAAGCUCAUUCCAAGGAGCAAGCCAUCCUCCUGCCUAAUGAGGCUCCAAGUGAAUUCCCUGGUCUCUGCACCAUCAUCACAUGCUGGAUUCCAGCACCUGAACUCCAUCCACAGGCUAAGAAAAAGGGGCCUUUCCAAAGGCCCUCCCUGCAAUGCCCAGCAUCAACUCACCCUUGUACCAAGAACCACUCCUGGUCCUCUUGGCACUGAGGAUGCACAACUUCAUGACUGGAGUGAAAACACCAAAGCAGUGGCUACUUAACAAAGAUAA